AUGGCGCGUGCUGCAGUAAUCCCGCAAUCCCCUGCCAGACGGGUGGCACGAACUUCAACCAAAUCCACAGCUGCCGCAGAUGCAAAAAAGAAGGCCCCUCAAAGAGCAACACCAGCACGACGGAGUGCGCCCUCGACUCUCGAUGCUGAAUCCGAUGACGAGCUUGGGUUUAUCACAAGCAAACCAGCAAACCCCACCGGACGUCCUCUUGGCCGCCCAGCUACUAAACCGAAAGUGACUGCAACUGUGGCUGGGCAAGGAAAGAAGGCUUCCUCGGUGUCUCUCGCCGACACGUCAACCCCCCAAAAUAACGCUAGCGAAAAGAAGCUAGGACAACAAACUGAAGCGCUAAAGAAGCGUGUUGGAAGACCAAGGAAAACCCCACUACCUGCCGAAGCUGCUGCGACCAAGCCCGAAGCAGCCCCUAAAACCAGGGGGCGACCAAGAUUGGCAACGACAGCGAAGGCCCCUGCGACCCGUGGAACAGUGUCCACGAGCAGGCGGACACGAGCGGCUGUUGACACUGCAGAUGAAACGAAAUUGAACCAAAUUACGAUUUCGACUAACUCGACAACUAUGCGUUCGAACCUUCUACGUGGGCCCGCUAAGAAGAAGACAGUGAAAUUUCAAAAUGUCUCUGAUUCCGAAGCCGAGGAGCCCGAGAUUCCAGCUACUGGUCGUCGACGAGUAACGACCAAGGGUGCGGGCGUUGGCAAGACUGGCCUCGGAGCAGCCCCAACUCGCAAGCCUGUGACAACUGGCACUCGUGGAAGGAAACCAACCGCAGCGAAGAAGGAUGCGACCCAACCAUUAUCUCCCAAGAAGGCCAAGCAAGUGGCAAAGUCUCUAUCAGCAUACGCAAGCUCUGACGGAGAAGAUGACGAGUUGAACACUAUCAAUGACGACACCAAGGAUCGGGUCAAACUGAUUGUUCACUCGCCUGUUAAACAUGGCCUGGGAAAAACUGGACUGAGCUCUCCUGUACGGAGGAUCAACUUUACGCCCAAGAAGGCGUCCAGCUUUAUGGAUGAGAAUGGUGAGCCGAAAUUGCCAACCCCCAAACAUGGAUCAGACGGCAUUGGACUUGGCUCCCCAGUCAGGAAAAUCAACUUUGCGCCGAACCGCAGCCAGAACACGGUCACAGAUAAUGGUCACCUCGCUAUUCCACUCAGCAAUUCCAUUAAUUUCAGUGAUUCUAUGAUCAUGUCUAGCCCGGCGAGACGACCAGCGCCAUCGUCGCCCUUCCAGUUCUCCUUGAGAGAUACCCCCAAUCGUGGCGGUUCUUUCCUCGGAGGCAGUGUGAAUCCGAUUUCUGCACCUGAUUUUACACUAGGACGCACUUCUCCAUUGAAGAUGUCACCUAAGAAGGGUCAUUUGGGUGUUACAUUCUCGCAAUAUCCUUUCCAGGCUUCCACAUCAGCUGCUCCUGCUCGUACACCCUUGUUUCAAAGCCCCGCAAAGAGAAUAGCAUCUCCGUUCAAAACCUCGUUGUUCUCGGCUCAUGCAUCCAUGGGCCCCUCCAACACCAUGGAAAAUGAUGGAACCCCGUCUAAAACAGACAAAAUUGCACAAUCCACCCCCCCCGAAUCUUCGCCACAGGAAAGCCAGCCAGACGAGUUGGCUUUUGAAAAAGACACUGAAAUGGUAGAGGAUGUGGCUCGAGACAUUUUUGGCAUUGAGCUAUCUUCUAAUAGGAUGUCAUCAUCGCUUUCUUCCGUUGAGAAGUAUACACCUUCCUCUGAACUGGCCCGAUACUCACUCAAUGAUCGAGACACCGACUCUCUGUCCGCGGAGAUGGAGGCCGAGGCAGAGUCAGAACUGGACGAAGUUGAAUGUGAAUAUGUUCAAGACAUGGAUCAGCCUGAGUAUGAAGAGGCUGAUACAAUUUGCUUUGACGCCAUGGAAGACGCCCAAUUCACAGUGCAUGAGCUUCAUGAACAAUCGGCCCACGAAGCCUCAGAUCUUGAAGGAGAAGAAGACCCGCAAGACGAAAGCGAAUUUGAGUACGAAGAACUCGACACAGUUUGCUUUGACGCCAUGGAAGAUGCCCAAUUUGCAGCGCAUGAUCUCUAUGGCCAACAAACUCAAGAAACCUCAGACCUAGAAGAGGGCGAGAAUGACGAUAACGAAUUCGAGUACGAGGAGCCUGAAACAAUUUGCUUUGACGCCAUGGAAGAUGCCCAAUUUGCAGCGCAUGAUCUCUAUGACCAACAAACUCAAGAAACCUCAGACCUAGAAGAGGGCGAGAAUGACGAGAAUGAAUUCGAGUACGAGAAGCCUGAAACAACUUGCUUUGACGCCAUGGAAGAUGCAAACCUCGCAGAGAAUGACUUGUAUGACGAAGAAGGUCAGAUGGCAGGCUCAGUCAUAGAGGACAGGAAUUAUCCCGAAGACGAGCUGGCAAUUCUGGAGCGCGAGAUCCAGGAGGAAGGGUCCCGAGAAUCGACCCCAGUGCCCUCUCAGACUACAGAUAUGCAAGAACUAUAUGUGGAAGAGCAGCCGAAUGAACUUGCUUCGUCCUCCAGGUCACCAUUGAAAUUGACCUAUGGCGACGAAGCCCAGCCAACGGUUGACUUGGAAUAUUUCUUGGAAAGUGAACGUGAAUGGCAAGAAGAGGCCGUUCUUCAACCCGAGGAAGAGGAAAAAUUGAUGCGGGAGGAAAGCGAUGUGGAAGACACCGAGUCUAUCCUGGCCGGGCCUGAGUUUGCUACAAUCUCAUCUAAACCUGCUUCGCCAGAGGAGAACAAGCAUGCCGAAAACGUUCAAACCUCUUUCCAAAGGACGAAAUCAAUUGCUUCACCACAACCAAGUCCCAUGGGCGGCGAAUUUACUCCUUUCGCCUUGAAUCGCCCGGCCAACUCAGAGAAUGAACUUGGCUCCACCCUCGAUGCCAAGAAUGCCAAUAUUGUCAUCAUUGACACACCCCUGCAUGAAGAAAAUAAUUGGACGCCAAACACCCAGGCCGACAGUCCUCCGUUAAAGACACCUAGUUUCUUCAACACACCAAGCGUUGCUGAUCAGCACCAAUCCCCUGCUGAGUCUAGCCUAGGUUUUACGCCACUGGCGCAAAAGUUUGGCCGUUGGGAACAGAAUACCCCUUCCCAGGCUAGAUCACUCCGACCGCGUCGCCGUGGAGUUUUCUCGUUAGUAGGCCCCUUGGACCGCAACAACAACGAAACUGCAACAAAUUCUGAAGUUGUGUCGUAUCCCGAUUUGUCAAAGAGCCCUUUGGCGAAAAUCUCCUCUUUGUUUGCCGAACUGCCACUUCAGCCUCAAAGCAAUGAUCCUCGCAUGAACCUUGAGUAUGAACCGACUCCACGGCGAUCUUCCUUCUAUGAAGACUCCAAAACAAUAGACUCGCCGAAAACAAGCACGGAUAUUUUCGAGGAUCCUGAUUCCGAGAUCAUUGAACUGGAACAUUUUUCUACCACUGAAGUCUCGCAAGGCCAGGCCCAAAAGUUUCAUCUACUAGAUGACAAGGAGAACUGCGGUCCUACAAUUCUUCCUUCAACCCCAAUGAAGGCUCAACUCCAACCCGACGAACUACGUACCAUUCACACCGUGUCAAAAGUGCCCCUGAAAGCCGCUGGUGAUGUAUCACCUCUAAAGCUGUCCCGCAAGAGAGGCCUGUCGCUCUCAAGCCCAUCUCCCACUCGGUCUUCUUCACGCGUUCGCAAGCCCACCUAUAAGGCACUUAAUGACAGUGUACCAGUUUUGUCUCCCUCUCGGAAAUCUCCACGGGUGAGCAGAAGUCCGACACCAAAACGUCGUUCUAUUGCAGGUAGACGCAGCAGUGUUAAAACACCUGUGUUGGCUGCGCAUGAUACUUCUGCCAUAACGGCUAGUCCUGCCAAGAAGCCGCGUCGUAGCAUUAGCACUGAACAGAAAGCUCUGCACGGGGCGGUCGUGCAUGUGGAUGUUCAUACAACCGAGGGUGAGGAUGCCUCCGGUAUCUUUGUGGAACUAUUGCAGCAAAUGGGUGCCCGGUGUGUGAAGUCCUGGUCCUGGAACCCUCGUUCCAGUCUAUCGCCAGUUGAUGAUGUAGAACCCAAGGACUUGAGAAUUGGUAUCACCCAUGUUGUGUAUAAGGAUGGUGGUUUGCGAACCCUGGAGAAAGUCAAGAAGGCAGCGGGCCUUGUCAAUUGUGAACGGGAAAACCAAUGGCUCAAUGAAACCCCGUACGCGGUUGACUGCUCUAUCAUCCCACGUGGAGGCGCCAAGCGCCGCAAAAGUAUGGAGCCUCGUGCGCUAAGCAAUGUGAACGGCACACUCGUGCGCAUUUCCGAAUCUCCCGUGCCGUCUGCCGUCCGACGUCGCAGUGGUGUCAACGCAGGUGCCGUUGAGGGUUUCCGCAAGAUCACACCUUUAACCCACCAGCAGCAGAUGCCAUCCACACCCCCACAACAGUCCUCUGCUGAUAGGUACCAUUUCCCUGCUACUCCAGGAUACAACUUCGCCAACCUUGAUGCCAUUGGCAUGUCGCCCGCUACGCCCGGAUUCCUUGGCAAUCGCUCCAAGCUUCUCCAACAGUCCUGCCCACCAAAGCAGAGCAACCGAGGUCUGUUCCCGAGUGCUAAGCCCGCGAGCAAUAUUCUGGAUGACGGACAAGACGAGGAAUCUAGGAGACAGCGCCGCUUCCGUAUGGAGGCUGCCAGGCGCAAGAGUCUUGUUUACAAGCCUUCCAUCGCUAGCCCUCUUGUUCCUUGA
Molecule: messenger RNA, 4707 nt
Organism: Penicillium digitatum Pd1
Lineage: Eukaryota; Fungi; Ascomycota; Eurotiomycetes; Eurotiales; Aspergillaceae
Source: RefSeq, a predicted model, not a curated record